This is a messenger RNA of Morus notabilis, 861 nucleotides long. Its product is annotated as probable pectinesterase/pectinesterase inhibitor 7. Gene Ontology annotation, biological process: cell wall modification. The transcript is spliced from 2 exons. NCBI's taxonomy places the organism in Eukaryota, Viridiplantae, Streptophyta, Magnoliopsida, Rosales, Moraceae. The record is from RefSeq and is a predicted model, not a curated record. Bases 1 to 861 code for a protein of 286 amino acids. Gene Ontology annotation, molecular function: pectinesterase inhibitor activity; pectinesterase activity.
AUGGCGCUCUAUAACUACAUUAGGAAGCAUGAUAAGCGUAAUCGACAUUUUCAAAAGGUCGAGGAUAAUCCAGAUGAUUUUGUUUAUGAAGAGAAUCAAGCAUAUGACAAUAAUGUAGAAGGGAAUCAAGCUUUACUAUCACUGAAAAUGGAUGAACCCGCUGCAGCCGUAGUUGGCCAAGGAUUCGUUGCAAUAAACAUGACAUUCCGAAACACCGCCGGAGCCAUCAAGCACCAAGCAGUGGCGGUGCGAAACGGCGCUGACUCGUCCGCCUUCUACAACUGCAGCUUCGAAGGCUACCAAGACACCUUAUACACGCACUCCCUCCGCCAAUUCUAUAGGGAUUGCGACAUCUACGGAACAGUCGAUUUCAUCUUCGGCAACGCGGCGGCCGUCCUCCAGAAGUGUAACAUUUAUCCGAGGCUCCCGCUGCAGAACCAAUUCAACGCCAUCACGGCGCAGGGAAGGACCGACCCGAACCAGAACACGGGGACUUCAAUCAACAACUGCACCAUAAGGGCUGCAAAUGACUUGGCCUCUUAUAACAAUGGCACCACAAAAACCUAUCUGGGAAUGCCAUGGAAUGAAUAUUCAAGAGCAGUUUAUAUGCAAUCUUAUGAGGAUAGUUUGAUUGACCCAGCUGGGUGGAGAGAAUGGUCUGGGGAUUUUGCGCUUAAUACUUCGUAUUAUGCAGAGUUCAAUAAUACAGGACCAGGGUCUAAUACUAGUAGUAGGGUCACUUGGUUGGGUUACCAUGUGAUAAAUGAGACAGAUGCUGUGAAUUUUACUGUGUCUAGUUUCAUUGUGGGUGAUGUUUGGUUGCCCACAACUGAAGUGCCUUUCACAAGUGGGUUACUUUGA